AUGGGGGGCGGGCCGGCCAGCGCGGACGUCGUGCGCUCGUCCUGCUUCGUGACGUUCCCGGAGCAGACGCGCGCGGAGCCCGUGCCUGUGGACGCCUGGUACCUCUUCGCCGCGGGGCUCACGUUCCUGCGGCGCCUGGCGCGCGACCGCGUGGGCGACGAGAUGCGCAUUGCGCUGCUGCUUCAGGUCCCCGGCGACGAGGCUGGCGAGCGGCGCUACGUGUCGGUGAGCAGCAACACGGUGCUACAGCGCGCACUGCAGGAGACCUUCGACUGCCCGGACAAGGCGCUGAUGCUGCACGUGAUCGACGUGGAGAAGGUGCGCGGUCAGAAGCGCAUCCACGUGCGGCCCGAAGUGAACCCAAACGUGUCUCCGGAGCCCGUGGAGCCCAUGAGCCUCGUGUUCCCGACGCUGUCGGUGGACGGGCUGGUGGCGCCCACGGCCGUGGAGGUCCCGGCGGCGCAGGUGACGAGCGAGAGUUUGUACGAGCAGAUGAGUCGCUCCAUGUUCAACUACCGCAAGGAUGACAGCAUGCGGUGGGGCGGAGCAAGCUCCGGCAGUCUGGAGAAGCCGAAGAAGGCGCUGAGUCAGAGCGCGUUCUUCGUGGAGGAGAGGGACUACACGAGGAGGAGCACGAAGAAAGGGGAACAGCAGCAGCAACAGGAGCAGAAGGAAGAAGACGAGAGGAAGCAGAGAGCAGGCGUUCCCGUGGCGGUGGAAGCGGUCGGCGACUUGCUGCCCGCAGCCAAGCAGGUGGGUGAUGACAGCCAUGCAGAGCAGCAGCAGCAACAGGGGGACGAAGAGCAGGUGGACGAGAGCGACAUCCCCGUGGCGACAGUCGUGGAGGCCGACGCAGCACAGAUCCCAAGCGACUAUGUGAUGCUGGAGCUGCAGACAGGAGCAGGACUGCCGGCAGUCCCCGCAAACGCCAGCUCGACGUACUUCAUCUCUUCUCGGUGGGCGGAGCAGGCCGACGAGAUGAGCGCAUCCAUGCGGCUCGAGCGCCCACCGCUUCCGCGCGCGACCCCCGUUCGCGCCGUCGGCAGCGUCCGCGCCAACGCCAAUCUAGAGGACUCGUUUGUGAUCCUCGAGCGCCACGAGCUGUGAGUGGGGAGCGCUGGGACGUGUUGAGUGCCGGCACCACCCUCGAGACCGCGACGAUAGAAGCUCACCAUAUUUUGCCAUUUUGUAGACGAAACCUGAGAAUAAAAGUAUUUAUGCUUCUGAUUC
This is a messenger RNA of Phytophthora sojae, 1230 nucleotides long. RefSeq lists its product as hypothetical. The transcript has a single exon. NCBI's taxonomy places the organism in Eukaryota, Oomycota, Peronosporomycetes, Peronosporales, Peronosporaceae. The record is from RefSeq and is a predicted model, not a curated record. The coding region runs from base 1 to 1107 and encodes 368 amino acids.